Eurytemora carolleeae is the source of this 3886-nucleotide messenger RNA. It is a transcript of the gene Sema5c, whose product is annotated as semaphorin-5B. Gene Ontology annotation, biological process: positive regulation of cell migration; semaphorin-plexin signaling pathway; axon guidance. Gene Ontology annotation, molecular function: semaphorin receptor binding; chemorepellent activity. The transcript is spliced from 12 exons. NCBI's taxonomy places the organism in Eukaryota, Metazoa, Arthropoda, Copepoda, Calanoida, Temoridae. The record is from RefSeq and is a predicted model, not a curated record. The coding region runs from base 1 to 3099 and encodes 1032 amino acids.
AUGGAGCGUCCGCGCCGACCCCCGGACCGGGUACCUGUCCGGGGGUGGGGGCUGUUAAUACUAUCCCUCUCCAUCUACGGACUACAGGCUGUAGAAGAUAUAUCAGAUUUCAGACUUGUUAAAUAUGAAUCUUUAGUUCACAAUGUUGAUACCUUUUCGGAAACUGGAGUCGGAUUUUUCUCACAAAUUCUAUUCGACGUGAAACGAUAUCAACUAAUCGUCGGGGCUAGAGACGCUUUGUUUCGUCUGUCCUUGGACGGAUUGACGAAGUUGGAAAUCGCCGAUUGGCCGGCAACAUCGACGACAGUUGGACUAUGCACGGCGAAGGGUCAAAGCGAGGAGUAUUGUCGAAACUAUAUAAAGGUAUUAGUUGGGCAUGAAGAUCUGGUGUUUGCCUGUGGAACACAUGCCUUCUCUCCUAAAUGUUCCUGGCGAGAGGUUCAGGAACUAGGGAAGGUCACCAAGUGGAUAGACGGAAAGGCGAAGUGUCCCUACUCCCCCUUGGACAACUCAACCGCCUUCAUGGCGACCAACGGCGAUUAUUACAUCGGUUCCGCCACGGAUUUCUCUAGUAAUGACCACGCGUUGUAUCGUAUGUCUGGGGCUGGUGUUGAUCAGGCAGCGCUGAGGACGGUACAGUACAACUCCUUUUGGUUGGCACAGCCCGACUUUGUUGGAUCCUUUGAAACUGAAGAUUUUGUGUACUUCUUGUUUCGCGAAGCAGCUGUCGAGUACAUGAAUUGCGGGAAAGCCGUGUACAGUCGUAUUGCAAGGGUUUGUAAAAACGACAAGGGGGGAAGCCAUGUUCUUAAAGACAACUGGACAACCUUCUUGAAAGCGCGGCUGAACUGCUCGGUCCCCGGGGACUACCCCUUCUACUUUGACGAGAUCCAGAGCAUGUUCUACCUGGAGGAGGAGCAGGUCGUCUACGCGACCUUCACUACCACCGAGAACAGCAUUACAGGCACAGCUGUCUGCAGCUUCAAUCUGUCAGCCAUAGAAACAGCAUUUAAAGGUCCGUUCAAGCAUCAGGCGCGGUCAGAUUCUACCUGGGGUCCAGUGCAGGACGACCUUAGCCACUUCAGCUGCGAUGCUAAACCUGGUUCAGAUGCUCUUCUUAUAGCAAGGAAAUAUCAGCUUAUGGACACCAGUGUGCAGGGGAGCACCAGACUACCCCUCUACCAGGAGACCAUGACGAGGUUCCAGCAGAUAGCCGUGGAUAGUGUACCCACCAAACACCAGGAUAAUACUAACAUUCAUAUCAUCUUUAUCACAACAGAAACAGGAGUCAUCAGGAAGCUCUCUUUCAACCCUCGGAGUGGUGAGACGUGUCUUGUUGAGCUCCUACACCCGUUCCCUAGCGGAGUCAGAAAACGGAUACGAGAGAUGAAAAUACUCUCAAAUACGGCCUCGCUUUAUCUAACCACCGACGAGGCUGUCCUCAGAAUACCGGUCCAGAGAUGUCACAGGUUUACAACUAAGAAAGACUGUUUGAACGGUAUGGACCCGUACUGUGGCUGGAAUAGGAACAAGGAGGAAUGCACCACUGCCCCCAACAAGAACCCUAGGGUCGCCUACUGGCAGCAGAAUGUCAUCACCUGCCCUGUCACCACGGAUCCCGUGGACGGCGGUUGGUCCGAGUGGACUGCCUGGGAUCAGUGCGCAUUUUCUAACCCUGAUCGGCGGGUGGAGAGCGGCGGAGAUUACUGCAUGUGUCGACGGCGAAGUUGUGACCAACCGAAACCGGCGAACGGCGGAUCUGGAUGUGAGGGUCCAGGACUUGUUGUAACCAACUGUACACAACACGGACAAUGGACCCGAUGGUCCGAAUGGUCCGGCUGUUCCCAAUCCUGCGGCGUGGGCCUGAAAACCCGCCAAAGAUUUUGCGGAAAUCCUGAGCCUGCUUUCGGCGGUAGGGUUUGUGUUGGACGGGAUCGGGAAGAGCAUUAUUGCGACGAUCUACCACCGUGUCCUGGACAGAUGGCGAGCAGCUUAAUGAUCCAGGAGAGGACGGAUCUUCCAACAUGGUCUCAAUGGUCGGAUUGGACAGCUUGCAGUGCCAGAUGUGGUUCAGGAUUCCGAUCUCGAGCUCGAAAAUGCUACGGAAUCGGGUGUAGUGGGUGUGACCGAGAGUGGGCUGAGUGUGAAAACCCCGCCUGUGCCGACUAUACCGACGUGACCAACUGGACUCCUUGGAUUAACACGACUCAGGACGCGGGAGGAUGGUACGAGAAGAGAUUUACGUUCACCUACAGGUCUCCUGUGGCUAUCAGUAAGGCUGGAAGGAUUGGCGAGGAAAAGCGGUACUGCUAUGGACCUGAAAGAUGCACAACCGUCGGUGGCGGACGGGCAGAGGCGGUUCCGGAGGAUUUUACCGAAUGGUCGGCCUGCAGUCAGGCCUGUGGUGGAGGGAGGCAGUUUAAACUCCGUCUAUGUCUGAAGGACCAAGAGAAUUGUAUAGGUCACAGUUUGGUUGAGCAGGAGUGCAACACCCAACCCUGUCCUGGAACCUGGGGCUGCUGGUCACCCUGGUCAAGAUGCGCCGGCGGAGCCAGAACCAGAUCCAGAGAAUGCGGAAGUCUGGAAGGCGGAACCGCCGAAUGCCUGACCGGUUCCGGUCGAGACGAAGAACCUUGUGGGAUGGACGUUCCCGAACUACGAAGCGGGGAUGAGUUUGUGGAACCAAUUUCGGGAACAAUCUCUUUAAAUAUGAUGAUAGGGGCCUGUGUGUGUGGUUUUGGGGUCGGUGGGACCCUAGGGGCGGUCCUUGUCUACUACCUUCUAAAAUGCCGGAAACCAAUUGAAACCGGUGUCACCUCACCGCAUUAUAUCAGCGCUAAAUCUCAGAAUCUAUAUGUAUCUCUCCCUAUGCUGGAUCUCAAACACAAGCAGAUAAGUUCCAACACAAGCGACUACAGCGGCACGUUGCGCAGUAACGCAACUGGAACGCUGCGGAGCAAAACCGGUUCCUCAGUAUAUGGCGGGAAACCGGGAGAUUAUGAAACGGCGACUAUUAAGCGAAGCCAUUCUAGGCGGGAUUCAAGCUUAAUUAACGGGACGAUACGAGCCGAUUUAGAUUCGGAACAAAUGUUCUCUUAAAACCACAAAAAAAUAACCAUUUAAGGAUCUCAAGAAAAAUGUAGACAUGAAAAGAUUAUCCUGCAGUGAUAACAAACAUUGGAACUAAUCCGUGAAUCCCUAAAAUAUUGACCUGGACUAAAUCGGUCAUAUAUUAAAUAGAAGUCCCAAAACUUUGCUGUGCGAAGUUGUUAAAAGUGUCCUUUUGUUACCGAAGUGCCAUUAAGUGCCUAUAUCGCAUUGCUAUCAUGACAUAUUAAAGUGCCAUUGAAAAUUCCAUUGUCAGAACUUGUUAAGUAUUUAAUAUUGAUGAAAUUUUUUAAGUCGCCAUUUUAUGUUAGAUCAAUUAUAACGACGACUUACUGUAGAAAAGGUGUUCUUUCCUUGUGAUUGGAAGAUUGAAAUUUAUUCAAACUAAUUUUGGCGGGAAUUCUCAAAAGUAUGUUGUAAAAGACAUGGUAAAUUUAAAAUAUAUAUCCAAUGAAGAUGGAGAAGUUUUCGCUGUUUUGGUAGCAUUUGAACAUAAUAACCUCAAAGCUUACCACAUCCCUUUUUCUCAUCCCAUCCCAUGCAUAUGAUAUGACUUUAAGUACAAAUUAGCACGCUUUAGGGUUGAAACAAGUUAAAACAGCGACAAAUUCUCUACUGACUUUCAGUAGUCUUAUUUUUUAAAGAAUUAGUUUGGCAAAACCGAUUUAAAAGUCCCGAUGCUGAGACCCUGUAGUAAAUUAUGAAAUGUUUUAAACUCUGACCUUUGUUCUAUUGUUCUACUGUCAUUCUUUCAGAAAUAAAUUUGAAUUAUAUGUAA